AUGGCCGACACCGGUGCUACGGAGGAUGCCCCUAUCACCUUCACCGUCAAAUCUUCAACUGAUGCCAAAUUUACCAUCACCCUGCCUCUUUCCACUCCAGUCUUGGAGUUGAAGCAGAAGCUCUCAAGCUCCGAAUAUGCCGAUACCCCCGCUGAUCGUCAGCGCCUGAUCUAUUCCGGCCGAGUGCUGAAGGAUAACGAGACCCUAGAGUCAUACAAGAUUAAGGAUGGGCAUACCAUUCACUUGGUGAAGAGUGCUGCAAGCAAUCAGCAACGAUCCAACACAUCCGGUCAAUCUAGUACUUCAACAGCAAGCCCGGCUGCCCCAACGCCGAGUCAGCCUGCGGCAGGUGUCCCAACCAAUCUUGCUGCAGGUACUGGAAACAAUCCUCUAGCAGGCUUAACUGGAGCUCGAUAUGCCGGGUUUGCCCAACUACCUGGCGCAGGUCUGUUUGGCCCGGAUGGUGGGAUGGGCCCACCUCCCGAUAGCGAUACGAUGUUGAACAUGCUUGAGAAUCCUCAGUUCCAAUCUUCCAUAAACGAGGCACUUCAAAACCCACAGGUAAUCGAUAUGAUGAUCCAACAAAACCCCAUGCUACGAGACAUGGGACCUGGCGUGCGACACAUGAUGCAGAGCCCCGAGUUCCGUCGCAUGUUGACCGACCCCAACUCCAUUCGCCAGGCGAUGCGAAUGCAGCAGGCAAUGGGUAUGAUGGGAGGCGGACAAGGCGGCGCAGGCAACCAGAAUGCCUUCCCCGCUCCAGGUGUCACCAACACAACCCCCGAGGGCAAUCAGGGUGCUCAACAACAAGAUAUGCCUGCAAAUCCAUUCGAUCUCGGGAAUGGUCCAAGCCCAUUUGCUAGUCUCUUCGGGGGCGUUCCUGGGGCCAACCCCUUUGCUCCUCCAUCCCAGCCAGCUGCCACUGGCGCAGCAGGCCAGGCUGAAGGUAAUGAAGGAACACAAAACACCAAUACCCGAUCAAACACUGGAGAGGCGGCGGCGAACCCAUUUUCGGCUCUUCUCAACCCAGCCUUCUUCGGAGGUGCAGGCCAAGCAGGCGCUGGCGCGGGUGCGAAUAUGAAUAUGCCCAAUGACCAAUUUUCCAAUGCCCAGCAACUCCUUCGUGAUCCCGCCUUAAGGGCAACAUUUUUGCAGGCUUUGGGUUUAGAAGGUGGAGAGGGUGCUGCCGGUGCUGCCGGUGCUGCCGGUGCUGCCGGUGCUGCUGGUGCAAACCCUCUGGCAUCACUGUUCGGGGGCGGUGGCUUUGGCUCUCAAGCAGCUCCCACUGAUAACCGGCCUCCUGAGGAGCGAUAUGCUGAUCAGCUCCGCCAGUUGAAUGAUAUGGGAUUCUUCGAGUUUGAGCGAAAUAUUGAAGCUUUGCGACGAAGUGGCGGUAGUGUGCAAGGAGCCGUGGAAUACUUGUUGAGUUAG
Messenger RNA from Penicillium verhagenii, 1431 nucleotides. RefSeq names its product ubiquitin domain-containing protein DSK2. The coding region runs from base 1 to 1431 and encodes 476 amino acids. Gene Ontology annotation, molecular function: polyubiquitin modification-dependent protein binding. Gene Ontology annotation, biological process: ubiquitin-dependent protein catabolic process. The record is from RefSeq and is a predicted model, not a curated record. Gene Ontology annotation, cellular component: cytosol. Lineage: Eukaryota; Fungi; Ascomycota; Eurotiomycetes; Eurotiales; Aspergillaceae. The transcript has 2 exons.